UGCUUAUUGCUUUGAAUUUUUGAAUGUGUUCGUUUAUUAUUUUUUACUCAUUGUUUUUCAAGUGUUACACAUUUAAUUUUAUCAAAGUCAAUACUUUAGAUUGUACGAUUACAUAAACAAUUUUACAGAGCCCCCCAAAAAAUGGAGCAGUGGAACAAUGUGGAGCUGACAAACAUGUCCAAAAAAUCGUACACUUUAAAUCAUGCGUACGAUGCAGCUGAAAAACUGAAAAAGGAAAACAGUGCCACGUCCUCGAAUGGAAAUGGAAACGAUAAGGAGGAUAAGACUGUGGAUAACGAUCUGCUAAAGCCCGGAUCGGAUGUGCGUCCAAAAGUGGAGCCAGACGAUGUGGAGAGCCUGCUUCGGCGCCUCUAUGGGAUCACGAUAAGCGAGGUUAAGGAAAUUAUCGCCUACGAUGAUCGAAACUUCUUCGUCAAAGAAGAUAGCAAUGUCAAGAACCCUCUAAUAGUAACCCACUGUCCACAUGGCUAUGUCCUAAAGAUUCUUAACUCAUUGGACUCCAAGAAAGAGGACUUUGUAGAUGGGCAAAAUCAACUUCUGCUUUAUUUGGCAAAACACAGUGUUAAGUGCCCCAGGCCAAUAGCCAAUGCAACUGGAAAAUAUUACUCGGUAGAACGACUCAACGGUAAUUCAAAUGUGGUGCGGCUACUGGAAUUUAUACCAGGUGAAAUUUUCCACCAGGUCCCAGUUACAAAGCACCUGCUGUAUCGUAGCGGAGAAUACUUGGCCAGGCUGGAUAGAGCCUUGAAGAAUUUUACCCACCAGGCAUACGAAACCCACAAGACAUUGUGGAUGCUGCAAAGUGUUCCGGAACUUAGACAAUUUCUGUAUGUCGUAAAGGAUCAGGAGCGUCGACUUAUAUGUGAGGAGGUUAUCGAUGCCUUCGAGGUGAAGAUACUAAGUUUAUUGCCCAACUUGGAGCACCAGAUCAUCCACGGGGAUUUCAACGAACAGAACAUUGUAGUGGAGCAGGUCCCCAACCAAACCGAAUACACUAUCAAGGGAGUGAUUGACUUCGGAGAUACGAGCAAUUCGCCGUUGAUAUUCGAGAUUGGAAUCGCUCUAACUUAUAUGAUCCUCCAGGCCAACGAUCUGGCUAAUGGAGGCAUCUUUUUGGCUGGCUACACCAGUGGGAAUCCCAUCGAGAACUCUGAACUCGCACACCUCAAAUAUUGUGUGGCUGCUCGAUUGGUUCAAAGUUUGGUAAUGGGUCUUUACACACACACACUGCAUCCCACAAACGAUUACCUACUGGUGACCCAGGAACAGGGAUGGAAACUUCUUCAAAAGCUUUGGCGCGAGAGCUUGGAGAAUGUGGAUGAGCUGUGGGCGACCACCGGACAUCAGUACUUGACGCAAAGCAAUAAGUAAUAAAGAAACGCAAUAUCCUUUUGCCUUUUUCGGUUUUUUAAAUUAUUUAGGUUUUUACAAAACCAUUCUGGUCAUCAAAGAAAUUAUUUGCUUUGGUUUUGUUUUUAGAUUUAAUAAAUAUUAAAAACAAGUUAUAGCUAAGCAAAAACGAGUUAGAAUGGAAUAAAAUAUGUGCAAUAAAAGUUCAACCAAUCAAAACUUUUUGAUAAAGGCAGCUAUAAAAACGAGACCAUAUUUAAAUCAGAUCCUUGAAAAAACCGAAUCAGGUCAGAUAAAUAGGGUUUCUUAAAACCAUAUGUCAAUUAUUAGGAUUUCAUUAACAUAUCACCUGUGUAAAAUAAGUUACAAGUCAAAGUAUUGAUUGCAUUUUGUUGCUUUAUCCGGUAUAUUAUUAUCAUUAUCUUUACAAUAAAACUUGUUAAACAAAUACAAAUACAUUGUAUGUAGUACAUUUAUUCUUA
This is a messenger RNA of Drosophila eugracilis, 1853 nucleotides long. Its product is annotated as hydroxylysine kinase. The coding region runs from base 142 to 1392 and encodes 416 amino acids. The transcript is spliced from 4 exons. Lineage: Eukaryota; Metazoa; Arthropoda; Insecta; Diptera; Drosophilidae. The record is from RefSeq and is a predicted model, not a curated record. Gene Ontology annotation, molecular function: amino acid kinase activity.